CCAAUGCACUUUGAAGCGUAAAGCAUCCAGGAGCAUAUUUCCAUACUUCAACACAGAUUACACUGAAAAACGUAAUAUUUUACGCAAAAUGGGUUUGCAGGACUUUAUUAUGCCGACAGUUGAAAGAGUCAAAGAGACUUUCAGCAGCAUGGAUCGAUCUAAACUUCAGCUCUUGGCACUCUCCUCUGCUGGGGUUGGUGGACUUUUGUGCUAUUUGGCAUGCAGGAAACCCCCCAAAAAGAUGCCAGUAGGAGAUGGCUGGUGGGGAGCAGGGAAGAAGUCCCUGAUCGAGGACGAAACUGUUCACAAAUUUGUGGUUAAAACCUCAGUGGAAGAGAUAAAGGAUCUGUACAAACGCAUUGAUCUGACACGGUACACAGACCCACUUGAAGACAGUUGCUUUCAUUAUGGAUUUAACUCAACCUAUCUUAAAAAUGUGGUCUUUUAUUGGAAGCACCAGUUUGACUGGGAGAAGCAGGUGAAGAUGAUCAACCAAUACCCUCAUUUCAAAACCAAAAUUGAGGGAUUAGAUGUGCAUUUCAUUCACGUGAAGCCUGUUCAGACGGCUGGACAGAAAGUUCUCCCACUCAUUAUGGUUCAUGGCUGGCCAGGUUCCUUCUUUGAGUUUUACAAGGUCCUUCCCUUGCUCACUAAGACUGAGUCAGACGUGGUCUUUGAGGUCAUCUGUCCCUCAAUUCCAGGCUAUGGAUACUCUGAACCCCCACAUAAACAAGGAUUUAACUCUAUUGCUGCUGCCCGGAUCUUUCAUAAGCUUAUGGAAAGACUGGGAUUCACUGAGUAUUAUCUGCAAGGGGGAGACUGGGGAUCCCUUAUUACCAGCAACAUGGCCCAGAUGAAGCCAGAGUGUGUUCGUGGCCUUCACUUGAACAUGAUCACUGCUAAGACUGAUAGUGUUGGACUUUUCUCCAUACUUGUUGGUCGUUACCUUCCGUUCUUGGUGGGCUUCACAAAAGAAGAUGUCAGACGACUCUAUCCUUACAUAGAAAAGAAUAUUUAUGAUAUGCUGAGAGAAAGUGGUUAUUUACACAUUCAAGGCACUAAACCAGAUACAGCAGGAUGUGGGCUGAAUGACUCUCCUGUUGGAUUGGCUGCCUACAUCUUGGAAAAGUUCUCCUCCUGGACAGACUUGCGAAACAGAGACCUAGAGGAUGGGGGUUUGGAGAGAAAGUUCAGUCUAGAUGAUCUUCUUACAAACGUCAUGAUCUACUGGACAACACGUUCCAUCAUUCCCUCAAUGCGUUUCUACAAGGAGAAUCUGAAGAAAGAGAUUGUGGACAGUGUCAACAAUGUGAUUGUGCCCACUGGCCUGGCUGCAUUUCCUAAUGAGUUAGUCCACUGCCCCAAGACCUGGGCUAGCUCACGGUACAGAGAUAUCCGUUCCUACAAUUACAUGCCCAGAGGAGGACAUUUUGCCGCCUUUGAGGAACCCCAUCUUCUGUCUCAAGACAUCAUACAGUUUGUGGAGAAGGUGGAGAGUAAAAGACGCAAAUAACAAGUUUGUUUCAAACUAGAACAAUCUUUUUCAUUGCUUUGAUCAGUUCAAGUUCCCCAAAUCUUUGUAUAAUUGUACACUGUUCUUACCAUAAUAAAUACAUGCUUUCUUAUCAAUCAUAAAGUACUGUAAAGACAAGUUUAUGAGGUGUUAGGUUUUAAGACACUUACUUCAGUUUUAAGUAAAAAGUUACAAUAUCCAUGUUACAAUCAUAAGUUUACGUCAUUACAAUUUAAUUUAAUAAAGUUUGGACACAAGA
Messenger RNA from Paramisgurnus dabryanus, 1772 nucleotides. RefSeq names its product epoxide hydrolase 5 (gene ephx5). NCBI's taxonomy places the organism in Eukaryota, Metazoa, Chordata, Actinopteri, Cypriniformes, Cobitidae. Gene Ontology annotation, biological process: arachidonate metabolic process; epoxide metabolic process. The record is from RefSeq and is a predicted model, not a curated record. Gene Ontology annotation, molecular function: epoxide hydrolase activity.